UCCGGGUCAAAGACUCGUGUGUUUCCGGUGUGAACUCCGGUGAACGCUGUAAACACGAGUCAUUAACGCGAGAAAAUGAACGUCAGCAUGUUUAAAUGCAUCGUCUCUGCGUGUCCGAACCGCACCAGGCCGGUGAACCGGAUCAUACACCGACCACCGAAGAGGUUUUUCAACUUCCCCAAAGACCCGGCGACAGUGAAGGUGUGGUUGGCGGCUCUGAGGGAGCUGGACAAACACGACGGGACAGAGCAGCACGUCAUCUGUGAGGACCACUUCCUGCCAGAGGACAUCUCUAACAACAAGGUCAAGAAAGACGCCAUUCCCAUCAUGCCCCCGUACCUGGACGCCCCGCUGGGCCUCAUGAGUCCCUGGAGAGCUGAGACCUCGGAGGAGGAGGAGGAGGAGGAGGAGGAGGAGUGGACCACUGGAGGCUGUGGAGAUGAUGAUGAAGGUGGAGAUCAUCCACAGCAGGGUUCUGGAGCAGGUCCAGAGAAUCCUCCAGCAGCUCAGAACAGUUCUGCGGAGUCACAGGAAAAACAGUCGACUGCAGAUGACAGAUAUUCAAGAUAUGACAUGUCUUGGACGACGCUGACUCGGCGUUUCCUGGAGAUGCUGCAGACCGCUCCUGAUGGUUCACUGGACGUUUGGAAUGCAGCUGAGAGUCUUCAGACCUGUAAACAGAGAGUCAGUGACCUGACCAACAUCCUGGUCAGCUUCAAACUGCUCCAGAGGGAUGCGUCCAACACGGUCAAGUGGACAGGGAAGGUUCCGAUCUCCAGCCUCCUUCAGAACAGAGAGCAGAAGAUCCAGAGAGAGCUGAAGAAGCUGAAGCAGGUGGAGGACACGCUGGACGGUCUCAUCAAAAGCUGCGCUCAGCAACUCUUUGACAUGACGGACGACGUGGACAGCUCUGCGUCAGCGUACGUGACUCACCACGAUAUCAGUCAACUCCGAGUCCUGCAGGAACAGACGCUUGUCAUCAUCAGAGCUCCAGAGGAAACUAAACUGGAGGUUCCUGCUCCCACAGAGGACAGUGUUCAGAUCCACCUGAAGGCAGGACGGGGGCCCAUCAUGAUUAUGACCUGUGAGGUUGGGUCAGGUGAAGCUGUGACCUUUGACCCUGGACAGACAGGAAGUGGCUUCUUCUUGACGCUGGAGGAGAGUCGGGUCAGGACGACAUCACUGCACAAAGAAUGUUGACCCUCAGCCCGACCACCAGGAGGCGUCCUCUGUCCUCGUGGUCCAGACGACUUCCUGUGCAGGUGGCGGGCAUGUCGCCCACGUCAUGUGACUCCGGCACUUGUGUGGUGGCGAGUGGGUGGAGUCCCGAACAGCGAAUUCGUCCACCACUUCAUUGUGAUUCUUUGUCUAAAUAUUUAAUAUCUCCUGAUUCUUCUGACUCAGAAUUGAACAUAAUUCUGGUGUAAAUCAUGUAAAUGUUGUGUACAUAAAUAAACUCUUUUUUCUCAUA
Molecule: messenger RNA, 1471 nt
Organism: Solea senegalensis (Senegalese sole)
Lineage: Eukaryota; Metazoa; Chordata; Actinopteri; Pleuronectiformes; Soleidae
Gene: e2f6
Product: E2F transcription factor 6
Exons: 9
Coding region: 76-1200 (374 amino acids)
Biological process (GO): regulation of transcription by RNA polymerase II
Cellular component (GO): RNA polymerase II transcription regulator complex
Molecular function (GO): RNA polymerase II cis-regulatory region sequence-specific DNA binding; DNA-binding transcription factor activity, RNA polymerase II-specific; protein dimerization activity
Source: RefSeq, a predicted model, not a curated record